Molecule: messenger RNA, 4382 nt
Organism: Erythranthe guttata (spotted monkey flower)
Lineage: Eukaryota; Viridiplantae; Streptophyta; Magnoliopsida; Lamiales; Phrymaceae
Product: amino-terminal region of chorein
Source: RefSeq, a predicted model, not a curated record
UAAUAAAAAGAAAACCGACAAAAAGGACACUUCUCCCGCCAACGAUUACCUGUUUCUGACAGGCCCAGCAUUUCGAGAUCCAAUACCAUUAACAAUCCUCUACAUCGGCACCCCACCACAAGUCCCUGCUCCUCUCCAAUCAGUGACCGUUAAUUCGUUAUUACAAAACCAUCAAUGUACGAUGAUUGCCGUCCACGCCGAAAGCUAGCUGCACCCGGGCCCAUAGAAUCCUCCGCACGUGCCAACUACACCAGAGUCUGUAUAAACCCGCCCCGCACGUGCCAAUCGAUUAUCUAUCCCUCUCUUCCGAAUGUUUAUCACCUGAGCUCUUUUUUUCUGCAGUCGGAUCCCGCCUCCGAUCUGGAGAAUUUACUGGUUAUUCCGGCGUAAUCGCCGCCGCAGUCAGUAGCGACUGCACAUUUUCCGGCCGAGGAGCUGAGAUUCGAUCCGGCGGCGGCUGAUUGAUAAGAUUCCUGACGGAGAUGGAAUCCAUCUUGGCCCGAGCUCUGGAGUACACGCUGAAAUAUUGGCUGAAAUCGUUCACCAGAGAUCAGUUCAAAUUGCAGGGGCGCACCGUACAACUUUCUAAUUUAGAUAUAAAUGGAGAUGCGUUACAUGCAAGCAUUGGAUUACCGCCGGCGCUGAAUGUCACCACCGCCAGAGUUGGGAAAUUGGAAAUUAUACUUCCUUCAGUGAGCAAUGUACAAGUAGAACCAAUUGUGGUGCAAAUUGAUAGGCUUGACCUUGUCUUGGUGGAAAAUGAUGAUGUAGAUGCAUCUGAUAACUCAAGCAGUGUUUCGUCCUCAACAAGUGCUUCGAAGGGUUCUGGCUACGGUUUCGCCGACAAGAUUGCAGAUGGAAUGACGUUACAAGUUAGGACUGUGAAUCUCUUACUUGAAACUCAUGGUGGAGCUCGGCACAGAGGAGGAGCAACUUGGGCAUCACCAAUGGCUUCCAUCACCAUACGCAACCUUCUUCUCUACACAACCAAUGAAAGCUGGGAGGUUGUAAAUCUCAAGGAAGCAAGGGACUUUUCAAGUGACAAGAAGUUCAUAUACGUGUUCAAAAAACUUGAAUGGGAACAUUUGUCUGUUGACCUCCUGCCUCAUCCGGAUAUGUUCACAGAUGCAAACUUUUCAGAUUCUCAACAAGGGUCUACCAAAAAAGAUGAAGAUGGUGCAAAGCGAGUAUUUUUUGGCGGAGAACGGUUCAUUGAAGGAAUCUCGGGAGAGGCCUAUAUUACAAUUCAAAGAACAGAGCUAAAUAGUCCCCUAGGGCUUGAAGUUCAAUUGCAUAUUACAGAAGCUGUUUGCCCUGCUUUAAGUGAACCAGGAUUACGAGCUCUUCUCCGUUUCUUUACGGGAUUGUAUGUAUGUUUAAAUAGAGGAGAUGUGAAUCCAAGUGCUCAGCAACGAUCUGCAGAAGCAGCUGGUCGUUCAGUAGUUUCUUUAACUGUGGAUCACAUAUUUCUCUGCAUAAAGGAUGCUGAAUUCCGGCUUGAACUUUUGAUGCAAUCGCUAUUCUUCUCUCGGGGGAGUGUUUCUGAUGGUGAAAACACAAAAUAUUUGACGCGGGUUAUGAUAGGUGGAUUUUUUUUAAGGGACACAUUUUCACGUGCUCCAUGCACCUUAGUACAGCCAUCAAUGCAGGAUGCUCCAGUUGAUACAGCAAAUGUUCCAAUCUUUGCUACAAACUUCUGCCCUCCAAUAUAUCCCCUGGGAGACCAACAUGGGCAAUUAAACUGCAGUGUGCCUCUGAUUAGUCUCCAUUGUCUCCAGCUAUUGCCUUCUCCAAGCCCACCAACUUUUGCUUCCAGGACUGUUAUUGAUUGUCAGCCACUAAUGAUUCAUCUUCAGGAAGAAUCCUGUCUGAGGAUAUCAUCCUUUUUGGCUGAUGGCCUUGUUGUUAAUCCUGGCACUGUCCUCCUGCCAGAUUUCUCAAUCAAUUCCCUUGUUUUUAAUCUGAAAGGUUUAGAUGCUACCAUUCCAGUUGAAAUAGGAAAACCAGACCAGUCAUCUGGAGACAGGCCAUUUGACAGUUCUUUUGCUGGGGCAAGGCUUCAUAUUGAAGAGUUGAUGUUUUCUGAAUCACCUUCCUUAAAACUAAGGUUACUUAACCUUGAAAGGGAUCCUGCAUGCUUCUGUCUUUGGGAAAACCAACCAGUUGAUUCCAGCCAGAAGAAAUUGACUGCUGGAGCUUCUUUAAUUAGUUUGUCUUUGGAGACUAACUUAACUGGGAAGGACAGUUCCUCGGUGAAGUCAGGUUUAUGGAAAUGUGUUGAGAUGAAAGACGUGUGUCUUGAGGUAGCUAUGGUAACUGCAGAUGGUAGCUCUUUAACGAAUAUUCCUCCUCCAGGAGGGGUGGUCAGAGUAGGGGUUGCUUGUCAACAAUAUAUUUCAAACACUUCGGUGGAGCAACUAUUCUUUGUUCUUGAUCUUUAUGCUUAUUUUGGAAGGGUUAGUGAAAGGAUAGCUCUAGUAGGGAAAAACAAAACCCUAGAGGAAACGAGAAAUGAUUCUAUGGGUGGAAACAUUAUGGAAAGAGUUCCUGGUGAUACAGCUGUAUCUCUAGCAGUGAAGGAUCUGCUGCUAAGAUUCUUGGAAUCUUCUUCCUCUUGCACCGGGGGUAUACCUCUAGUUCGUUUUAUCGGUGAUGAUCUAUCCAUCAAAGUCAGUCAUAGAACUUUAGGUGGUGCAAUAGCAAUUUCGUCCAAUUUACGGUGGGAGAGUGUCGAGGUGGACUGCACAGACACUGGGGAUGACUUCAGACAUGAACAUGGUCCCGAUUCGGCUCUUCUCGGAAAUGGUCAUCUGGAUGGGAAAGAAUGGGAUCAGCUAAGAGCAGUCUUUUGGGUUCAAAAUAGUAUGAUUUAUCAAUCAAAGAUUAGUACCGUGGUUCCAUUUCUGGACAUAUCCAUGGCCCAUGUGAUUCCAUAUAGUGCACAAGAUAUCGAGUGUCACAGUUUAAAUGUGUCGGCUUGUAUAUCUGGUAUCCGGCUUGGUGGAGGAAUGAAUUAUGCCGAAUCUCUACUUCAUAGGUUUGGGAUUCUUGGCCCUGAUGGUGGGCCGGGGGAGGGUCUUACGAGAGGAUUAGAGCAUUUGUCUGGUGGGCCUUUAUCGAAGCUUUUUAAAGCAUCACCCCUCAUGAUGGAAGGGCUUAAAGAGAAUGGAACUUCGGAAAACGGAAAUGACAGAAGCCUCUUGCAUUUGGGCGCACCUGAUGAUGUGGACGUAUCAAUCGAGUUAAAAGAUUGGUUAUUUGCUCUUGAAGGUGCAGAGGAGAUGGCAGAUAGAUUCCGCUUUCAUGAUUCUGAAGAUUCUCAUAGAGAAGAGAGGAGCUGGCAUACGACUUUUCAGAGAGUACAGCUCAAGGCGAAAAGCAGCCCGAAGCGUGUAACUGUUCGUGACGUAAGAUCAAGUGGGAAGCAGAAAUAUCCCAUAGAAUUGAUUACUGUUGGCAUGGAAGGCUUACAGAUCUUAAAGCCAACAGCUCGCGCUGAAAACGGGCUCCUACAAAACGGUUCCCUCGAAACUAAAAAGCAAAUCGUUGACAAAAGUGGGGGCAUUAAUGUGGCGGUUGACAUUGUGACUUCUGGAGAAGAUUUCGAUGAUACAACAGCCAAGUGGGUGGUGGAAAAUUUGAAAUUCUCCGUGGACAAGCCGAUCGAGGCUGUAGUGAAGAAAGACGAACUGCAAUAUCUUGCUCUCUUGUGCAAAUCCGAGAUCGACUCUCUAGGUAGAAUGGCUGCUGGAGUUCUACGAAUCCUCAAAUUAGAAGGAUCGGUUGGUUCAGCAGCAAUUUCUCAACUAAGUAACUUAGGAAGUGAAAGUUUCGACAAGAUAUUCACCCCGGAAAAGUUAAGCAGAGAUAAUAGUGUUAGCGAUGAUAUGGAAUCAACGGUGGCUUCUCUGGAGAAAGCAGUUUUGGAAUCACAGACGAAGUGUGCUGCUCUUGCAAAUGGAUUGAGUUGUCCAGAAUCUUCCGACGAAUACAUUGAUAAUGUUAAACAGCUGAGUGAGAAACUCGAGAGCAUGCAGAAAUUAAUCGGCCAAUUAAGAACUCGAUACUGAGAAGAAAAAAAUCGGAUUUUUUUUUUUUGUUGUAGAAGAACUGAAGAACUGUAUUUAUAUAUAGUGUGGAAUCGGCAUACAGUAUUUUGGCAAAUUUUUGUUGUAUAUAAUAUAAAACUUACAAAAACAACUUAUGGUGUAUCGACCAUUUUUGUGGAGAUGUAAAAAUGCCUGUAAAGGCAAUAUAUAUGAUAAGAAAAUUUUGAAUUCGAUAAAUGAUGUAACCGUAUUGUAUUGAGUGAAAGCUCGGUUUCGUGUUUCGGUUUCGUUUUCUUGAAUUUGAUGAUGAUUUGAAUAAGGAUUUUCUCUCUC